AUGAGAGGUCUCUUUAACCUCCCAUCCAUACUACAUAAAUUCAAACUCUUCCCAAAAAUGGAAUCAUUGAAAAGAGCGGCUGGAGCUACUCCACCUGCUGAGAAAAAACCAAACGUCUCUAAGCCCGGAAAGGUGGUUCUGGAACAAGACGUCGGUGUCACACAAUACGUAAACGCAUUGGAAGCAGGAAAGGGCUUUUUCGGUACAGUGAAGCAGAGAUAUGCUGAUUUCCAGGUCUUCGAGGUUGCUCUUGACGGUUCUGUGGCCCAUUUGACUGAUAAGGGUGUGGAUACUGGAGCCAAUAAGCGGGAUAGAAGAGCCGAAAGAAGACAGAAUCAGAAAGAAGGAGACGUUGAAGGCAACCAAUUGCAAAAGGAAGAGACACUGGAAAAGACUGAGGCCGCUGAAGGAUCUGCGCAAGAAAAAACCGAGGAAUCUGAGACUGCUCAGGCUGAAGGUCCAUCUACAACUCCUAAAUAUGAACUCUCAGAAGCACAUCGCGAGCGUCUUCUACAAUAUGUUACUGAGGAGGAGCUCAAAACCAUUGAGGAGCUUUUUUCCAACGGCGGAAACAUGGAGACGACAUCUAAGUUCGGCGAGAAGACCAGUCGUACACAAUUGCAUCAAUUGCUCCGUCAAGCAUUCCAGGGAAAGCUUGAAACGCACACGUCGCCUGAAAACACCUUCAAGAUUGCACUUGCUAAGGCUGACUCGACCACCCGCCGAAACAACCACGUCAACCAUGUGGAUGACUCGGGUGUCAUCAACUAUGGCCUUGGUCCCUUCAAAAACUACUUGCAUUUCACCGUGUACAAGGAGAACCGUGAGACCAUGGAAAUUGCCUCCACUAUCACCAAGUUCUUGCGUGUGCCAAACAAGGCUGUUAAGUACGCCGGCACAAAGGACCGUCGUGGUGUCACUUGUCAACGUUUCAGUAUUCACAAGGGUAAGGUGGCACGUGUCACGACGCUUACCAAAGGAUUGAACGGUGCUAUUCUUGGAGCAUUUUCCUACGAAGACAGAGCACUCGAUUUGGGCGACUUGCAGGGAAACGAGUUCCAGAUCGUGAUUCGUGACGCUAGAGUUCCUGAGGGAGAACCAGCAGAGAACUUGGAGCAGAUUGUUCUGCAAUCCUACAAGAGUCUCUCCGAGAAUGGUUUCAUUAACUAUUUCGGUCUUCAACGGUUCGGUACCUUUUCCAUCUCCACCCAUGUGUUGGGAAUCCAUCUUUUGAAAGACGACUGGGCCAGCGCUGCCGAAUUGAUUCUUGCCGAGCAAGACCGUGUUCUCCCUGACUCGCUAGAGGCGCGUCGUGUGUGGGCCACGCUGAAGGAUGCUGCCGCUGCUGCCAAAUUGAUGCCUCGUAGAUGUCUGGCUGAGCACAACGUUUUGACACAGCUCGCCAAAGAGAAGAAGAACGAAGAUGGCAAUUACAACGCCAACUCGUAUUUCAAAGCCAUCAUGCAGAUCCCCCGUAACCUCCGUCUCAUCUACGUGCAUGCCUACCAAUCGUACAUUUGGAACCUCGUCGUUUCGCGCAGAUUUGAAUUGUUCGGCUUGGAAGUGCAAGUUGGAGACCUCAUCAUGGUGGAGGAAAAGUCAUCCGAGAGCAAGAUCGUCACUGAGAUUGUUGAUGGAGAGGAGUUUGCAGAGGACGUUGCUGGUACCACUACUGACAAGGUACGUGCUUUGACCGAAGAAGACGUCGCGCUGGGCAAAUACACCAUCUUCGAUAUUGUUCUUCCAACCCCUGGCUACGAUAUCACAUACCCAAGCAAUCCAAAACUCAUGGAGGUUUACGAGACAGUCAUGGCGCGCGAUGGCCUUGAUCCCCACAAGAUGGCCCGUCGUAUCAAGGAGUUUUCUCUCUCUGGCCUGUACCGUUUGAUCAUGAUGAAGCCUACUGAUCUCAGCUACCAAAUUGUGAAGUAUAAUGAUGCUGUUGCGCCAAUUCUCCGCACCGACUUGGAGAUCUUGGACCACAAGUUGGAGACCGGCGAGGAGUUGGAGCGUGUGGUUGUGAACGAAGACGCCGCUGCCGAGAGAACCGCCGUCAUUUUGAAAAUGCGUUUGGGCGUCAGCUGCUAUGCCACCAUGGCCUUGAGAGAGUUUAUGAGGGCAGAUACCAGUCGGUUCAGUGCCAAUUUCGACGUGAAAGCACAAUAG
Messenger RNA from Australozyma saopauloensis, 2166 nucleotides. RefSeq names its product pseudouridine synthase (gene PUS7). The record is from RefSeq and is a predicted model, not a curated record. Gene Ontology annotation, biological process: pseudouridine synthesis. Lineage: Eukaryota; Fungi; Ascomycota; Pichiomycetes; Serinales; Metschnikowiaceae. Gene Ontology annotation, molecular function: RNA binding; pseudouridine synthase activity. Bases 1 to 2166 code for a protein of 721 amino acids. Gene Ontology annotation, cellular component: nucleus. The transcript has a single exon.